AUGUCUGGAUUUAACCCACUUCCAGCGUGUCCGAUUCCAAUCCAAUUUGAUGUUGAUUCUCAGAUUAAGGAGCUCCAGGCCAUGAUUGACAGUCCCACUACCAGCGAGGAGCAGAAAACCAACCUGCGUGCUGCCAUUGAUCUCUACAACAAACAUGUGCUCCCAGGACCCUGGAGACUCAUUCAAGAUGGCCAGGUUGUUUCACUCCAGGAUGUUGAUUUCCACCAUGCUUGGUGGUCAGAAUGCAAGUUCACUUAG
This is a messenger RNA of Uncinocarpus reesii 1704, 258 nucleotides long. RefSeq lists its product as uncharacterized. The record is from RefSeq and is a predicted model, not a curated record. NCBI's taxonomy places the organism in Eukaryota, Fungi, Ascomycota, Eurotiomycetes, Onygenales, Onygenaceae. Bases 1 to 258 code for a protein of 85 amino acids. The transcript has 2 exons.